AUGUCGCACGCGACGCCCUCGUCCUCGACACACGCGACGACUCCUCUGCUCGACUCGCAGUCCUUCCCAGAAAUCAUCGAUUCGAUAGCAGCCUAUGCCGACUACAGCACGCUUUUGUCCAUCCGUGCCACCAGCAAGGCCAUGCGUAAGCACGCCGACGCGCUGCUGCACUACCAUCUGGUGCUCACCACCGACGAGUACCCCAACGAGAGUUGGCUCAUGAUGGGCUACAAUGUUGUGAUGAUCCUGCGCAUACCUGGCAUUAUCGUCCGCUCCUUCUCUCCAGACAGGAGGCUGUACAGGAUACCUGCGCUCAAGGACUGGCAAGUCAAUGACCCCGACAACGACUCCGCGGACGGAUUUCACGCCAGCCCACACAUGGUCAUGGGCAGCGCGAGGGCGCCGGUGACUGGAGGCGAGUUCGACGGUCUUCCUCAGCCCCUCACAGCCGCACGCGUAGUCGACAUCAUGGGCCACGUCCACACCAACGGGAUAGCCGCGCUGCUGCACGCCGCGCCCAACCUCCACACGACGCGCUACUUUGGCCUGGGGCAGGGUCUCAGUGCCGUGGCCACAGGCACCCCCACCUCUAUCGUCAACACGUACCUUAUAUCUCCGGAGGGUGAUUCACCACGCCAUCCGAGCUUUAACUACAUGACUCCAACAAUCGGAGGGACGCACCGCCUCGUCAUCACCAUCGGGUACCAGACUGGAAACCCGUUGCUCUCCAAGGGCAACGUCGAGUUUUACGACCUCCCGCGCGACAUCACCGACGUCGUGUUUGCCUUCAGGCCUGCGCCGACUGAAGUUGUUGAAGCCCAGAAGUCUCAACAUCCUCACAUAUGGGAAGGAGACGGAACAGUGCCUUCUGUUUCGUCACCAGCCCAUGCGCAGGAUGAGAAUUCCCAGGACGAGGAUGAGGAGGAGUGGGAGUGGGAGGACGUCGACUCGAACAAUGAGGAAGAUGAAGGAGACAACGAAGAGGAGGAAGGAGAGCAAGAGGAAGCCGAAGAGAACGCGGACACUAUCACCGUUCCUGCACCCAAGAUCGCAACCGGCGUCCUUUCCGAGGUGUUCCCCAAGAUGGCAUUGUUCUUCAAGUCGGCCUACUUCAAGAAGCUCGACCACACGAUCAGGUUUACCUUCGUCGGCACCGAAGCCAUGGAUCCCAAGAUAUUCGGACUCGCCCCGGGCGACGAUCUGGCGACAGAGUUGCUGAACGGUGUCGAGGUGGCCCUGUUGAACCCGCACUCGGAGAUUCGGGACCGCGUCAAGCCGUUCCGCGCCCUCACUGACGGCGAGAUGGAGGCGCUCCGCGCUGUGGGGCAGAAACACAUCAUCUGCUUGACGGAGGACGAGUUCCGAGCGUCGCUCAAGGCGGAGCAGUACACCCUCGAAACGCCUGAGUUCUAG
Vanrija pseudolonga is the source of this 1413-nucleotide messenger RNA. RefSeq lists its product as uncharacterized. Lineage: Eukaryota; Fungi; Basidiomycota; Tremellomycetes; Trichosporonales; Trichosporonaceae. The transcript has a single exon. The record is from RefSeq and is a predicted model, not a curated record. Bases 1 to 1413 code for a protein of 470 amino acids.